AUGGGUUUUGGUAAGUUUUCCUGCCAGCUGCUGCUGGCCGCUGCAAUUUCCCACGCCAGAUGGAUUGUUCCAGGAGCGCGAUGGAGAGCAACGGAUGGUACACUCGUAAAUGCUCACGCAGGUGGUAUCACUGUGGACCAAGCGACGGGCAAAUACUUUUGGUUCGGCGAAUACAAGGUUGAGGGUCAAGUAGAAGGCGGCGGCGUCAGCGUCUACAGCUCUGAUGAUCUUGCGACAUGGGAGCCACACGGAUUGGCAUUGAAACCCAUCGAGGGCCAUCCCCAUAUUGCUCCAACAGAUAUUAUUCAGAGACCCAAGGUCGUAUACAGCGAAGGCACCGGCCGAUACCAUAUGUGGUGGCAUGCAGAUAACUCAACCUACGGAGAACUUCUCCAAGGUCUGGCGGUCUCAGAUAAUAUUACCGGACCAUACAGCUUUGUCGAUGCUACAGCCCCACUUGGGAACUGGUCACAAGACUUCGGUCUAUUCAUGGACCAGAAAGAUGGUCGAGCAUACUCAUUGUAUUCGAAUGGCGACAGGAAGGAGGGGCGGGAUGUCUACAUUACAUCCUUCAAUGAGAACAUCACAGCCCUUGAUGAGGUCAUCUUUCGAUUCAACAAGUUUGACCUUGAAGCGCCCACAAUUGUGCAGACGGAUAAGAGUUACUUUGCUUUGAUGUCGCAUAAAACAGGCUAUCGUCCAAACAACGUGGUCGCAUUCCGCGCAGAUUCGCUCUCGGGUCCAUGGUCACAGCCUUUCGUCAUCGCACCACUCAACACUCGAACUUACAACUCCCAAUCUGGCCUGAAUCUGCGUAUCAAUGGCACACAAAAGACAACCUAUUUAUACAUGGGCGACCAAUGGGAUUCCAUAUCACUCUGGGAGUCGAGAUACAUAUGGCUACCUCUUGAGAUUGACGAAGAGAAGAAGUCGGUCGAGCUCAAGUGGUACGAUGUUUACGAUCUCGAUUUGAAGACCGGAGAAGUUACGCCAAUCGACGGUACCACCUAUUACAACAAGGACGCCACAACGAUAGGUGACGCAUACCAUCAAGAAGCCACCUUUGCGAGCGAUGGUGUGAUUGUCACUGGCAUCCAUGGCAACGACAGCAAAGUCACAUUUUCGAACAUUGAAGGGUCGGGCAAGCCCCAGUGGGUAUCAUUCUACUACCAGAAUACCGAUGACAUGGGCUUCGGUGACCAGCCGGGAGGGUCGCCAGAUCGGAUCAAGGGGACGUGGCAGUUGCGCCGCAUCUCGAGCGUUAUUGUGAAUAAUAAAACGGAGGAAGUCGAGUCUCUGUAUCAGAGAGAUACUCACAAGGGUAUCAUCUUGAGCACACCGUUGCUGCUCAAUCUAGAAAAGGGGAGCCACAAUACCAUUACAAUUGGCGGUCUCAGUAAUGGGCAGGAUGUGAAGGGUGCGGACAUUGAUCGCAUCGUGGUCUAUCCUCCCGAAGAGUAG
Messenger RNA from Pyrenophora tritici-repentis Pt-1C-BFP, 1461 nucleotides. RefSeq names its product XynB, Beta-xylosidase. The record is from RefSeq and is a predicted model, not a curated record. Lineage: Eukaryota; Fungi; Ascomycota; Dothideomycetes; Pleosporales; Pleosporaceae. Gene Ontology annotation, biological process: carbohydrate metabolic process. Gene Ontology annotation, molecular function: hydrolase activity, hydrolyzing O-glycosyl compounds.